Molecule: messenger RNA, 588 nt
Organism: Carya illinoinensis
Lineage: Eukaryota; Viridiplantae; Streptophyta; Magnoliopsida; Fagales; Juglandaceae
Product: (13S,14R)-1,13-dihydroxy-N-methylcanadine 13-O-acetyltransferase AT1-like
Exons: 3
Coding region: 1-588 (195 amino acids)
Source: RefSeq, a predicted model, not a curated record
AUGGCUGUAAUGUCGGGCCCAGUGAACCCCAUCGACCCUUCAACGUCCAAGGCAUGGAUUCUACCAUUUGAAACCAGGACUAAUGGCACAGGACUUGGAAGUAGGGAAGUUCUCUUAGCUAUCCAAUAUAAUAUCUUUGAUUGUGGUGGAGUAGCCAUUGGUUUUGAUGCGGCCAAUUUCUUCCCAAAGAAAGAUAUGCAUUGGUACAAUCCAGACAAUUUCACAACAAAGGACAAAGUUAUGAGAAGAUUGUUGUUCGACAAAUCAAGGAUAACUGCUUUGAGAGAAAAGGCUUCUCCAACUGCAGAUUCCCAAGUGAAGCAGCACUACUUUCCAACCCGUGUGGAGGCAAUUUCAACAUUGAUAUUGGGAUGUCUCAUGGCGAUAUAUAAAUCAAGACCAGCACCAGCAAAAUUCAUUCUAGCAAGAGAUGUAGUGAACUUACGUGUGAGGAUGGUUCCACCCAUGCCCAUCCAUUCCUUUGGAAAUCUUUGGUACAAUGCUUCUGCAGUUGUAUUGCCAAAUGAGAAUAUUGACAAUGAAAACAAUUUUAUUCUCAAGAGCAAAUUGAACAACACAAUAAAAUGA